This is a messenger RNA of Funneliformis caledonium, 1359 nucleotides long. Lineage: Eukaryota; Fungi; Glomeromycota; Glomeromycetes; Glomerales; Glomeraceae. The record is from the annotation of a GenBank genome assembly.
AUGUCAAAGAACAAUUCCAUAUAUAAUAUAUUAUGGCUUUUAAUUCAAUUAUUUAUUGAAGUAAAUUGUGGUCGGGAUGACGCGAAUACUGUAAAAAUUGGGACUGAAUUUUUUUAUCCUGACGUUUCUGUUCCAUUUAAUACUCAAAAUAUAUUAUGUCAUGACUUAACAAACAUUAAUAAAGUUCCAGCACAUCUUUCUGCUGCAACUGUUAGAGUCUAUUCAUAUGAUACACAGAGUAAUUCAUGGAGCAGCAUAAACUGGGCUAAUGACAGUGCUAUUAGAAAAAAUAACCUAAAAGCUAUAGUUGAUAAUAAUGGGAAAAUGUAUUUAUUCGGUGGACGCUUCAAUGUCACUCGUUAUAAUGAUAUGCUCAUUUUAAAUACAAUAAGUUUGAAAUGGGAAAUAGGAACGACAGUUAAUGCGCCUUCUCCAAGAGCUGUUUAUGGCGCAAUUUACGUCUCAAAGCAGUACAUUAUUUAUUUAGGUGGUUUUUAUGGCACAACUAUUAGUGAUAGUAUAUCUUUAUCAUUGAAAGAGAUUUACUACUAUGACAUGAUUGGUAAUCUGUGGCUUACAAGGGUCAAUACUGGUACAAUUCCGUCCGAUAGAGAUUUCUUCUCUUCUGUUCUUGGAUUGGAUGGGCAACGAAUAAUAAUUUUUGAAGGAAUUAAUAAUCUUAAUAAUCUUAAACCUCGAGAAGCACUUUAUGUUUUGGACUUAGUAAAUUUUGAAUGGUCCAUUCCAAAAGUUUCUGGGACAAUUCCAGGUUCUAGGUUUUGGCACCAAGCGAAUGUGAUUGAAAGAUAUAUGGUUAUAUCAUUUGGAUUUUGUUUUGAAAGAAAUGUUGACUCUGAUAUUUUAUUGCUUGAUAUAAGUAAUAAUGAGGAAUAUAUUUGGACAAACAUUUUUAAUCCAAAUGUUAUAAAUGAAACUUCUCCAAAUGAUUCUUUGAAAGAUUCCCAAGCAACUCCAGUUAUAAUCGUUGCAGUUUUCCGUCAGGUAUUUUGGAAUCUUUUAAAAUAUCCUCCUUAUUAUAUAGACGCUUUAACUGCCAUCGCAAUUACAGUAAUUAUUUCGUACAGAGCCACACCAUCGCGCGCAUUUAAGCUUCAUUAUUUGAAAGCCUUCCUAGAUCUGAUUCCGAAAAGCUGGACAAGGCUCAUCAAGAUAGAAUUACGCCUCAAGAAUUGUUAUUUACAAUUCGCGAUUUUCAUCGAACGAGCCGACUUUAAAAUCCGCAAGGAUGAAUUUGUCGUUGUAUCAAAGUUGGAAUACGAAUUUAAUCGUAUACUUUCUCAGAUGUAUUGUCCAUCGGAAACAGUUGAAUUUUAUGAAAGUUCGUUUGGAAGGUUAUAG